Molecule: messenger RNA, 987 nt
Organism: Condylura cristata (star-nosed mole)
Lineage: Eukaryota; Metazoa; Chordata; Mammalia; Eulipotyphla; Talpidae
Product: olfactory receptor 1A1-like
Biological process (GO): G protein-coupled receptor signaling pathway
Cellular component (GO): membrane
Molecular function (GO): olfactory receptor activity; G protein-coupled receptor activity
Source: RefSeq, a predicted model, not a curated record
AUGAAGAAGGUAUUAUACACAGUAACUUCAUUAAUAAUUCUGAUUCCUUUCCCCUUUCUUAAUAAAGGGGAAGAAAACCAGUCCUCUACCCUGGACUUCAUCCUUCUGGGGAUGAGUGGUCAGCAAGAACAGAAAGAAGUCUUCAUCCUUUUCCUGUUCAUUUACCCCAUCACCUUGAUUGGGAACCUGCUCAUCAUCUUGGCUAUUCACUUUGACACUUGCUUUCACAGUCCCAUGUAUUUUCUCCUUGCCAACCUUUCCCUUGUUGACAUCAUCUUCACCUCUGUAAUUAUUUCGAAGGCACUAGCCAACUUUAUCUUGCACAGCAAAGCCAUCUCCUUAAAGGGAUGCCUAACACAGAUGUAUUUCAUGAUUUCCAUGGCUAACGCAGCCAGUUCUAUCUUGGCAGCUAUGGCAUAUGAUUGUGCUGUGGCCAUCAGCUGCCUGCUUCAUUAUACAACAAUUACGAGUUGAAGAUAGUGUGUCCUGCUAGCUGUCGGUUCCUGGCUGAUCGGCAGCUGCAAUUCUUUUCCCCACACUCUGCUCACAGCAAGGCUAUCCUACUGUAGAAACCGGGAAGUAGCGAACUUCUACUGUGACAUUGCUUCUUUGCUCAAGUUGUCCUGUACUGAUAUUCAUUUUAAUGUGAAGAUGAUGUACCUAGGGGUUGGUGUUUUCUCUGUGCCAUUAAUAUGCAUUGCCAUUUCCUAUAUUCAGGUCUUUUCCACAGUCUUGAAGUUUCCGUCCACAAAGGGUGUGCGCAAAGCUUUCUUCAUCUGUGGCUCCCACCUCACAGUUCUUUCUCUAUAUCAUGGCACAGUCAAGGGCAUGUAUUUCUGCCCUCUAAUGACUUGCAGUAUAAGGGAUGCUAUAGUAACAGUGAUAUACAUUGCAGUGACCCGAUAUAUGUUAAAUACUUAGAGUCUGAGAAAUUGGGACAUGAAGGUUGCCCUGGGGAAGCUUUUCAGUAAGAGAAUCUCCUCAUAA